Colias croceus (clouded yellow) is the source of this 2425-nucleotide messenger RNA. RefSeq lists its product as uncharacterized. The record is from RefSeq and is a predicted model, not a curated record. The transcript is spliced from 2 exons. Bases 470 to 2152 code for a protein of 560 amino acids. Lineage: Eukaryota; Metazoa; Arthropoda; Insecta; Lepidoptera; Pieridae.
GUAAUCUUGUUAUGUACCUACAUAUAAGAUUAGAGGAUGCAUGGGGCCACCCAAGAAGCUGCACCUGUUAGGAAUUGCGACAUCGCGCACACCUGCGCUUCCAGAGAGUGUUGCGGCAAUCAUCGCCACCGCGACGCUGCAGCUACCCCGCCGAGGAGGACGAGCACUCUUAGUUCUAACAUCGAACGGGAGGGACGUAGAUUAAGUUAGGAGUAAUUUAUUAUGUAAUUUUUUUUACAAUAAAUAAUUUAAAGUAAAUUUCGGUUUUUUUUGCGCCUUCGCGGGCCGGUCGAUAUAAUUGGCGCAGUCUUGUGGAUGAUCCUCGAGAGCCGUCUCUCGGAACGCGAAACUACAAGCAUCGAGAAUUGCCAUUCCAUCGGAGGGACGACGACGGGGACCAAGAACCUACAUCUAUUGGCCGCCGCAACGCGAAGGGUAUCCGAACAUUGAUACUGCAAGAAAGGCCGAAAUGAAAAUCCUAAUCCUUCCUCUGAUCCUGUGCCAGAUUCAAGCAGAAGAUCCCACCCUGACUAGCUUGGAUGACGGACCUGGUAUAUUACCAUUUAAUAUUGGAACUGCUAGAAUUGUCACUCAUUAUCAUUCAUUUUUGCAAAUUAUUAAUUUAAAGGAUAUUCGUGAUAGUAUAACCAUAGUAAAGGAUCAAUUAAAUUCAUUAACGCCUAAUUUGCACGAUAAAUUAUUUUCGCUUUAUAAUUCACAUAUUGAACACUUGCAUUAUAAGAUUAUUAAAUUGUCAAAUCAGUUGGAAACUUUUGAACCCAAUCGCAUAAAGAGAGGUCUCAUAGAUGGUUUAGGUUCAGUUAUAAAAAGUAUUUCUGGUAAUCUAGACUAUACAGAUGCAAUUAAAUAUGAUACCGCAAUUAAAUUAUUACAAAAUAAUGAGAAUAAAUUGGUCACAGAAAUGAAUAAUCAUAUAAGCCUCAGUAAAGAUUGGAUAGAACAACAAUCUGAUAUUUUAAACAACUUAAUUAAAAAUCAGGAAAAAAUUGAAAUAGCUAUAAAUGAUUUAAAGGCCAAUAAUUUAAACGUUACUCUAUACAUAGAUUUAAUUCAACGCGUAGCGAUUUUAUCAGAUAAUAUAGAUGAUAUAUCUGAAGAAUUACAUAGAUUAGAAAAUUUAUUAGGUUUUAUUCGUGCGAAAAGUACGCAUCAUCUUAUGUUCAAUUCAAAUUCUCUAAAAGAAAUGCUAAAUAAAUUACACAAAUUUUAUGGUAAAGAGCAAAUCCCUCAAGUUAAUUAUAGAGAAUAUUUUGAUUUAGUUAAACUAGGCUAUUAUUAUAGUAAUAGGAAUAUAGUUAUAGUUUUUAUGUUCCCGGUUGUCCUUCCUGCUACCUUUGAAUUAUUUAAAUUAUCCAUAGUUCCUAAUAAAGAUAGUAAAGUCCUAAUUCCACCCUAUCCUUUUGUGGCAAUUCACAACGAGGAUUUUAUGUACAUGGAGGCAGAAUGCCCGAAGUCUGGCCUAGGGUAUCUAUGUGAGGACAAGCUGAACCAUCAUCGAUCCAAAAAUGACUGCGUGUAUCACCUUAUUACCACGCAACGAGUCGUCGCAUCUUGUCUCUUCACGCCUGUGGAGCUCGGAGCGCCCGCACUAGAAAAAUUAGACGACGCCCACUACGUCAUCAGUUUCCCCAAGCCAUCAAAAAUCCACUUAUCAUGCUCGCAAGAUCAAUAUGACGUCAUUAAAGGAAGCUACUUAGCCACAAUACCCAAAAACUGCAUUCUUCAAACGGAGGCUUUCAAGAUAGUCAAUCGAGAAGACCAUAUCAAAGGACAGAUAAUGAAAAUUGCAAACCUGCCAGAUUCCAUCCAAUAUAAUACAGAUGAAGAAGUUCUGAAGUUGAAUUCGAUAAAUUUGGAUAAAUUACACGCUAGUAACAGAGCUAUAUCAAUGGAAAUGCCUAUCAGUACUAACAACGGAUACGAGAUUCUCUAUAUGCAGCCUUCCAUAAUACCGAUAUAUGUUAUAUUAAUAACGAGUGCAGUUGCCCUAGUGACAUGGUACAUCGUACGGAGACUGCGUACAUCAAAGCCUAUUACUACGAGUGUUCAUGGUAAUCAAAAAGAAGAAAUAGAACAUCAAUCGGCGGAGGGUGAAAUUUCAGCGAUAUUAACGAGCCUUGCCCGCCAAUAAUCGCUGAACUUCAGGAGGGAGGUGUUAUGUACCUACAUAUAAGAUUAGAGGAUGCAUGGGGCCACCCAAGAAGCUGCACCUGUUAGGAAUUGCGACAUCGCGCACACCUGCGCUUCCAGAGAGUGUUGCGGCAAUCAUCGCCACCGCGACGCUGCAGCUACCCCGCCGAGGAGGACGAGCACUCUUAGUUCUAACAUCGAACGGGAGGGACGUAGAUUAAGUUAGGAGUAAUUUAUUAUGUAAUUUUUUUUACAAUAAAUAAUUUAAAGUAAA